Toxoplasma gondii ME49 is the source of this 3344-nucleotide messenger RNA. Its product is annotated as rRNA pseudouridine synthase. Lineage: Eukaryota; Apicomplexa; Conoidasida; Eucoccidiorida; Sarcocystidae. Gene Ontology annotation, molecular function: pseudouridine synthase activity; RNA binding. The record is from RefSeq and is a predicted model, not a curated record. The transcript has 8 exons. The coding region runs from base 1376 to 2893 and encodes 505 amino acids. Gene Ontology annotation, biological process: snRNA pseudouridine synthesis; rRNA pseudouridine synthesis; mRNA pseudouridine synthesis. Gene Ontology annotation, cellular component: box H/ACA snoRNP complex.
GAAACGCACCACACAGCACUGGAACGGAUAUCCCCCAAACAUGCCACAGCUUCUUCGUACCUCUGGUUUACCCCUCUGCACGGCCAAACUUGUUCGCCCUGGAGACGAGUUCUGCGUUCCGCUCCCUUUCUUUCCUCCACACGACCCGCGAAAGAACAACGGGAAAACCCGUUAAACUCUUUUUCAGCAACUCGCAUGCCUUGUUGAAGUGUGUCACGAUGAGCGGCGAGAGCAGUCCACCGGGCUUCCGGGAUUUUCGAGUGGUCGCAAGCUCCCGGGAAGAGUUCCUGGGAAACGCGUGAACUGUGCAAGUAACUUCGCGACUCGCACUGAACAAACGACUGAGCGAAAAUCCCCGCAGUCCGGAAGGAACAGAUUCGCAAGGUUUUCGGAGCGACCGGGGAGAGCAGCGGUGAGGUCAGUUGCGCGCCAAGAGCGUGUUUACGGCCUUCGUCGACAGAGAAGGAGUAGUUUUCUGUCGAGGAGACGCCGAAGAAGUCCAGGAAAGGAGCUGUAAAACUCAGACUCGGUCGAUCCCGCAAGCAACCGGAAGUUCCGACUGGGCAACUUCCCGCAAAAACCGCUAUUUUUCGCGCAUUCGCGUUCCAGCCGGUGGUGUGCCCAGGCUUCGCAGAGAGGAGAGACAAGCCCCACACAGCGCUGGCUUUUCCGUGCUCUGCCGUCCUUGUCAUCAUCAGUCGCAGGUUUUCUCUCGGGGCUUUCUACCGAGAACUUUUCUAAUGUAUUUGCCUGCGCGUUGGGCCUCGCGAUCUAGCCUUCCUUUCAGGCCAGGAACAGAGUUCGGCAGACAACCUGGACGCCUUUUGCGGGGGUUCCGUCCUCUCGAGAAUCGUGCUUUUCGCGACGCUCUUUUGUCAUCGUUUUCGCUGCGACGAAAUUGCUUUGUUGCCGCUUCUUCCGCGUUGUCUCCGCUUUUUUGCUGUCGUGAAUUUCUCUCGUUCUCCCCGUGUCUCCUCAUGAAAAGCGUCUCCGCCUCCGUCGAUUGUCCCCGCCCUCCUACUCUUUUGAUGCGUCCUUUUUCUCGGGGCUUUUCGUCGACUUCUUCGGAAACCUUGUCUGUCGCGCAAAUUCCCCAAAGUCCCCGUUUUUUCCGCUUCGUCUGAAAGUGACGAAGGCGCGGUGUACAGACACGUGAAGAAAUCCGUUUGACCCCGCGACCAUCUCUCGGGGAACUCCCCGCGCUGUUCCUUUCCGCUGUCGCACAGUUCUUUCUCCCUGAAGGUCUUGUUUCGCUUGCCUCUUUCUCUGCGUUUUUACACAAAGUUCUCGACUUUCUCUCCAAAGUCGAAAGCACAAGCCGGCACCCUCUGCGUCUGCCUCUCCGUCUUCCGCUCGCUCGUCUCGUGUAUCCGCCAUGAAGGAGGCGACCAGCGACCCCGGUCUGGUGGCCUCAGCAGGCACCGAGGGAGGGAAGAAAAAGAAGAAAACAGACAACUACGCCAUUGAGCCCAACAGCUCCUCUCCCCCCAUUGAUACGAGUAAAUGGCCUCUGCUCCUUAAACACUACGACCGCCUGAACGUGAGGACCGGCCACUAUACGCCGCUGCCUCACGGAUGCUCGCCGCUCUGCCGCCCUCUGCAGCAAUACAUCAACUACGGGGCGAUGAAUCUGGACAAGCCUGCGAAUCCGUCGAGCCAUGAAGUUGUUGCUUGGCUAAAAAAGAUUCUCCGCGUCGAGAAAACGGGUCACAGCGGCACACUCGAUCCCAAAGUCACCGGCUGUCUUCUCGUCUGCAUCAACAGAGCCACGCGCCUGGUCAAGUCUCAGCAGUCUGCAGGAAAGGAAUACGUCUGCAUUAUUCGAUUUCAUGCGAAGCCGGAGAGCAAGGCGAAGGUUGCUCGCGCGCUCGAAACGCUCACGGGAGCGUUGUUUCAGAGACCCCCAGUUGUCGCCGCCGUCAAGAGACAGCUGCGCAUUCGAACGAUUUACGCGUCGCGGCUGCUGGACUACGACGAACAGCGCCACAUGGCUGUGUUCUGGGCGAAGUGCGAAGCCGGGACGUACAUUCGGACGCUCUGCGUCCACCUGGGCCUGGUGCUUGGGUGUGGAGCUCACAUGCAAGAACUGCGUCGAGUGAGGAGUGGAAACUUGGGCGAGCGCGACCAUCUGGUGACCAUGCAUGAUGUGUUGGACGCGAUGCAUGUCUACGACAGUACGCGCGAUGAGACGUACCUGCGCCGGACGAUCUUCCCGCUCGAACUCCUCCUCACUGGCUUCCCCCGAAUCGUCGUCAAAGACAGCUGCGUCAACGCCAUCUGCUACGGAGCCAAGCUCAUGAUUCCUGGAGUCCUCCGAUUCGAAAGCGGCAUCGAAGUCCACCAAGAAGUCGUCCUCAUGACCACCAAGGGCGAGGCCAUUGCUCUCGGGGUCGCGCAGAUGACUUCCAGCGUCAUCGCAACUGUGGACCACGGCGUCGUGUCUACCGUCAAGCGCGUCCUGAUGGACCGAGAUACGUACGACAUGCGCUGGGGCUACGGUCCGCGGGCGAGUGAGAAGAAGAAGAUGAUUCUCGCAGGUCUUCUGGACAAGAAGGGGAAACCGAACGAGAAGACUCCCGCCUCGUGGCUCAAGAGCGAAGGAUAUCUCCCCAAGUUGUGUGGCUCUGAGGAGACAGAAAACGGAGAGGCGACGGAAGCUGCAGUGAAGGAGGAAGAGCAGCCUCGAGUGAAAGAGGAACCUGUCGACGAAGACGAAGAAGAACGACGCCGAAGGAAGAAGGAAAAGAAACUCAAGAAGAAAGCUCGAGAAGCAGAGGAGGAAGAGAGCGAGAGGAAGCGCCGGCUGUCGCAGGGCUCUGAGAACGGAGACGCUGAGGAGGAAGUUCGUGAGAAGAAGAAAAAGAAGAAGAGUUCGAGCGCUGAAGAAGAGUGAAGAGGGAGCUGAGGGAGAGCGACUUCGUGGUCGCAAGUCUCUGGUCGCCGGUUCGUUUUUUGCCGUGAAAAACAUCUUGACGUGCAUGCCGUGUCGUUGCCUGCAAAAGUCUUCAAGUAUUUUCUUCGACGGAUCCCCGAGACGCGUCUCGCUUUCAGAGAGCCUCUUGUUCAGCCCACCCUCUGCUGCCCAGGGAUCUGGAGAACCGGAACUCAGGAGCGAGCGCAGAGCUUCGACAUCGUUACCAGUAGUGGAAAACAAGCUUAAGUUUCACUGAAGUAGACAAAAAGCAGCGCGGAAGACACGGAAGCGAGCAGCAGUUGCCGGUGCUCCGGAGAAGCAAUUCGAACAGUUUUUACGGUAUUCGAUGAGAGCUGCCGACCGCAGUUAGGUUUGAGGAGACAGAAUGCCCCGUCUAACUCUUUAGAGUUGUCAACACAGGAACUCUGAA